AUGUCUUUCCCCGUUACCGCCGCAGCCCGCUGCUGCCGACAGCUGUCCGGCUCCGUCCGCCCAUCCUCCCUGCGCAUCGCGUCUACAUACACAGCCCGCACACCGGCCAGCCGACGAUGGGAGUCUACUGAGACUGCUGCGCCUGUCAACCCUAAGAUCAGUCAGAUUGUUGACCAGAUUAGUCAAUUGACUCUGUUGGAGACUGCCGAUCUUGUUUCAAGCUUGAAGACCCGCCUCAACAUCCCUGACCUCCCUGUCGGUGGCUUCGCUAUGGCCCCCGGCGCCGGUGCCCCCGGAGCUGCUCCCGUUGAGGAGGAAGAGGCCGCGCCCGCCGCCGCUGAGAAGACACUGUUCAACCUGAAGCUCGAGUCCUUCGAGGCUACCUCCAAGCCUAAGGUUAUUAAGGAGAUCAAGAACAUGCUUGGACUGUCUUUGGUGGACAGCAAGAAGUUCGUUGAGUCCGUGCCGAAGGUUAUGAAGGAGUCUGUGCCUAAGGAGGAGGCUGAGAAGAUCAUUGAGACUCUCAAGGGUCUUGGUGCUAAGGUUGUUAUGGAGUAA
Penicillium malachiteum is the source of this 558-nucleotide messenger RNA. Its product is annotated as mitochondrial 54S ribosomal protein bL12m. The record is from RefSeq and is a predicted model, not a curated record. Gene Ontology annotation, molecular function: structural constituent of ribosome. The transcript has 2 exons. Gene Ontology annotation, biological process: translation. Lineage: Eukaryota; Fungi; Ascomycota; Eurotiomycetes; Eurotiales; Aspergillaceae. The coding region runs from base 1 to 558 and encodes 185 amino acids. Gene Ontology annotation, cellular component: ribosome.